Nematostella vectensis (starlet sea anemone) is the source of this 3847-nucleotide messenger RNA. RefSeq lists its product as uncharacterized. The transcript has 2 exons. Gene Ontology annotation, molecular function: A2-type glycerophospholipase activity. Lineage: Eukaryota; Metazoa; Cnidaria; Anthozoa; Actiniaria; Edwardsiidae. Bases 1196 to 3028 code for a protein of 610 amino acids. Gene Ontology annotation, biological process: arachidonate secretion; phospholipid metabolic process. The record is from RefSeq and is a predicted model, not a curated record.
GUCAGACUGGCGGCCACCUUUGCAGAAUCUGUGGAUACUGGAUUGCACCAUGACAGGUUCUCCAAUAGGGUUUUGGAUUCCGCAUCCUAGCGUGUGAAUUCCGGAUUCCAUGUGGGUUUUUUUCCCGUGGAUGCCGGAUUCCAUUUUUGUUUCCAGGAUUCUUGUAUUCCGGAUUCCACCGUAAGUCUUGGAUUCCGAAUCCUACUGUGUGGAUUCCGGAUUCUAGUAGCAUGGAUUCCGGAUUUUCAAGUCUUAUUUUUUUCAUGGAUUCCGGAUUACCUGUCAUGGGGCGAACUGGAGGAGCAGAAUAAAGGUAUCUAUUUGUGACUUUGAGUUGUAAUUAAUCUUUUUUUCCUCAGGUAGUAUUGUGUGCGUUUAGUUGAGAUAGGAAAUUCUGCUGUUUUUCUCGAUGAAUUUUUUCUUAUAUCUGGAGCACUUAUUUGGCAGUACAGUAAAUUCCGUCAAAUUGGCUAGAUCAUAUUUUCAAGACCAUUCAUCCGUUCUAAGACUGAUGUUUGAUUAACUUGAUGUCGUUGUGUUAGUUUUAAAUUGGGUCAUUUUUUUUUUUUUUUUUUUUUUUUGCUUGUGGGCAAUUCCCACGGCCGGUACAGGCCGGUUGAAGGGUUAAUGGGUUAAUUAAACGCCCAAAAACAGCUUUCUGAACCAGGAUCAGGGAAGUCAAUAUAUUGUUUGUCUAUAUGGUUGCAACGAUUUUGGCGCUAGCGUGGCUAUUUGUUAGAAUGUUUUUAUUCCAGAACACACCACUACACAAGCACUUAUAUACAAAAGAACAUUUUUUAAUGAAGAUUUAGUCCGCCUUAUCUAAUAAAGUUGUGUUAAAAUUAUUGCGGAUAAUGCAAAUAUUUUUCUUCCCGAAAAUAUUAAAGGUUGGCUGUUCAGUAAAUAUGCGUGAAUUGUAUGUUGUUUGUUUUCAGUUCAAUUAAUCCAAAAUCAUUUAAUCUAAAGUUUGAGGGAAAAUUAUUUGAGCAAAUAAGCCACAGUGGUCACAAUCAUAAAGUAUGUAUGAUUUUAUUUUGAUUAAAUGUUUGUGGAGAAGACACCAACACCAUGCUCUUCAUCCGCCAUCAAGAACAGCUGAAAACUACGAAGUCCAUUAAAAUUUAACUAUUGGUAGAAAACAGUCUUGAAGUUGUCAAUUAGCACCACAUUUUUUCUGAUCUCUACAAGAGUCAACAUGUCCGUGCGUAAACGUUUUUAUGUUUCGCUUACAUUCUUCGUCGGUUUCUGUGCAUCUAUUACCUAUGGGGUCAAAAUUCGUUCCAGGAGUGCAAGAGAUCUUGGCCUGAAUUUUGAAAACGAGAGGAAAAAUCUGAAAAAUGACUGGGGAAAUUACAGAGAAUCGUUUGAUUGGAAUAGGCGAGAUGGGAAAGAGAAUGGGGAUCGAGGACUUGGACUGGGUUCUAGGAUGAGCGAGUUUUUGGAGAGAGAUUUUGGUAGAGACGAGAAACAAGAGGGGAACACUUAUAGGGGUGCUGGUUUGGGCUUGAAGAAAGGGCUACGUAUUAGAAUACACGACCAGAAACGGCAAGAGAACAACGGAAUGGAUGUCGAAAUGACGCUGAAAGAGAAACAAAAGGAGCAGAAUGAAAUCAGAAAGAGGUUGAACAAUAUUCAUGCAAGCCACCAUAAUGAGAAUGACAAGAAGCAAGUUGACGAUAGUAUGCUGAGUGGAAACUUAAAGGAUUUUGAAGACCUGCGAAGGAAAGCCGCCGAGUUAGAUCGAAGUCAAGUGAAGGGGAAGGAUGAUGCCUUUGACGAAUUAAACGGUAAGAGGAAAAUGACAAGAUCUUUUUCACCGUUAAAAGAAUUCCUAAGACCUGCUGAUGAAAACGAUUCGAGGAAGGACAUUAAAUUGGGAGAAGAAAAUACUGAUAAGUAUGAAACAAAACCUGAAGACGAAAUAAAACGAGAUGGGGAAGAAGAUUCGCAUAAAUUGGAUUUUGAUCUUGAAGGCGUUGUUGGAAAGCUGAGAGAGUUGGCAAAUAAACAACAAAGUCGCACAGAUACAGACACGAAAAGAAUAUCUGAUGGCAGAAAUAUAAACUUUAAUAACCGCGGUUUAAAAAAAGAUACACAUAAUAUAAACAAAAAUUUCUUGAACGAGCUAAGAGAUAUUGUUGGCGGUAAAUUAUUGAUCAAGCAAAGAGACAACGAUCAAGGAGAGAGGUACUUGAGCGAUUUUGGGGUUGCGGUUGACUCUCGAAAAAUCAACCACGAUGCAACACGAGAUAAUAUAUUUUCCGGCAAGGACAUGUGGAAAAUAGAGAGAAAGAGAAACGAUAAAUUAAACGUCCGGUCCACGAAAGACAAGGAUGACGCCAGAGAAUUAUCCAGGUGGUCGAGAAAGAAAAAUGGAGAUGCGAUUCACAGCAAGAGAAACAGAAAUCAGAGGAGUUUUCUCGAUUUGAUUUCACGAGAUUUACUGACAUCAAGGGGAGACGCACAAGGAGAUCAUUUGGAUGACAGCCAAGCCAACAAAAGGGUGGAAAUCUGGAGAGAUGCUAUCAACGAUAUCAGUCGUUAUAACCCAGAUAAGAGAAAACACUCUAAAGCAAAUGGUGGUUCAAAUGGAGAGACAUCAAACGCUGACCAGUUGAGGGGACUUGAAGAGGGCUCGAAACAGGUGCGUACGAAAGCAAGGCAACAAGAUCACAGGAAGACCACUAAGCUCAACACGGACGGGAAGUCGUGGUGCCCGCAACUCAAUGCAAAAGGACACCCAAGCUUAAAAACACAUGGACUAGAGGAGAUCGAAAAAUGCUGUAUUGCGCAUGACCAAUGUCCGCUGAUCAAAAUCAUGGGAGUCACAGCACUAGACUGCCAAUGCGAGAAUGCCUUCUACGCAUGUCUCAAACAGAGCGGCGCCGCUAUCGCCAACACUGUGGGCUUACAGUACUUCAACGCAUCGCCUCGGAAUUGUUAUCAGUAUACACAAGUGUCUGUCUGUGAGCACAACGUGUGUCGAUCGGUUCACGAAAUACACCAAACCAAACUAACUCGCUUUUGAACAAAUGUGUCAAUCUAUAGUAGUCAGGUUCGAUAUAAGCACCAAUGCUCACAAGACAAAAGCGUCAACUCGUGAGUCUUUCAAUCCUUAAGGGCUGAUUUAGAAACGUGAUCUUAUCAUAUGCGAUCGGCUACGAAAGUCGUAGUGUGUAAGCCAGGGCUAACGCGUCGUAGGCAAGUUGCAUACGACUCAAUUGUAGUCUGAAUCAUUUACUUCAAUAUUAGGAGAGCCUCGACUUGAGGUUAUUGUUUGUUCACAUUGGCGCAGACAUCGAACCCGGCUGUACUCCAGGGUUGCCACACGCUCGCUUAUCAGGUUCUUUAACUAAUGCCUGGUGCACACUAGUGAUAUAACGACAUGGGCGCGCGCAAUCUUAUCUUCGUAUGUUCAAGUGUGAAUGGUUUGGAAUUUUGACAUAAGCCCGACAUAAUGACAUGGACAAACGACAUAAGAGAUCAAAACAAGUUUUUUUCUUUUAUGUAGUUAUGUCGGGCUAAGCAGAGUGCGUGCGCCCAUGUCGUUAUGUCAAUAUGUCACUUGUGUGCACCAGGCAUAAGCCUGCAGCACGACGUGUUCGCAACCCACGACGUCGGCUGGAAGAAGAGCGUUCAGGUUAUACCUGGUGCAUACUAGUGACAUAACAGCAUAAGCGUGCGCACUCUUUUAACCCCGCGACAUGACGACAUGGGCAUAAUGACAAAAAAGAAACAAAAACAUGUUUUUUUCUCUUAUGUCGUUAUGUCCAUGUCAUUAUGUCGGGCUCAUGUCUUUAUGUCGAACCAUUCACACUUGAACAUAGCAGUGCGCGUGCCUAUGUUG